GGCAGCGUGUUCUAGAGAGAGAAAGUGCAGAGGAAAUGAGGGAACAGCGGCGGCGCACUCUUCGGUGACCUGUGGUUGACGGCGGCGAUGUUAUCUUCGAGACCGAGGAUCUGAACGGAGUUCCUGCAAUUUCAUCCGCGAAUGAUGGAAGGAGGGUCCCCAAAUCGAGAGUCGUGGGAAUCUGUGGCUAAGUUAUCUGCUGCAUCUUCAUUGUGUACUCGGGUUCAAGAGUGUAAAGACUUUCUCCGUAGAUUUGCAGAUAGUGAAAUACUGGCAACAAACCUAAUCCCAUGGUUUGAGGAGAUUGGAGAAAAAUCUGCAGUCCCUUUUGACACGCCCUUUGAGUUGAUAGAUCUUCAAAAGUUUGAUUACGCAUUGGAAGGAAUUUCCUUUCAGCAACUGAUUCGGAUGCCUAGUGCUGUUUAUGCUUCAACAUCUAAUGCCGUUGAAGCCACUGCUUACCUUGCUCUAGAAGAUUUUCUCCAUGCAAGUGUGAAGAGCUUAUGGGAGGCAUUUUGGGGUCAGGAUGAACCUUUUCCUUUCUAUGUUUCUUGUGUUUACAACACAAACUUGAGAUUCUGUCAGGCCGAGAAGGCAAUUUCUAGAGACAGAUUAGGGGGUCUUUGUGCUACAGCAGUACUACUAAAGAACCCGAGGCACCCACAGGGAAAGUGGGAUGAUAUUGUUGAAUUAGCACUUUUGCGGCCUGAUAUUGGUAGCCUUGCCACAUCAGCAGACAACAACAGUAAGCCCUCUCUCUCCAUUAUCAGCGAAGCUUUGUUUUUUGGCAUACGCGUAUUGAUUUCAAGAAACCUAAGCAAAUCCAACAUUCCUCUCAGUCUGAAUUCUGUCUUCGUUCUCCUGGUUGAUUCUCAAUAUGGUGGGGUGAUGAGAAUUCAAGGCGACGUGAGCAAGUUGGGAAUGGAUGCGAACAAUGUUUAUGGAUGUGCUGCCGAAUGGGUUAAAAACCACGCAUUGGUUUCAAUUUCUCCUCUUGAUAGGAUAUGGAACAAGCUUGGAAAUGCUAAUUGGGGGGACAUUGGUGCUUUACAGGUACUCUUUGCCACCUUCCAUGCAAUCACGCAAUAUGCCGGAAUGUCAAAGAACUCUGUUGAAGAUUUAGCUGCUGACCAUAGUUCUCGGCUUCAAUCUAGACGCAUGGAAAGGCAAUUGUGUGACGAUAUCAGGGUGAAUGGAAAUGGUUUAUUUCGGUUCCAGCAACAUACAGCUUCACCUGAAAUUGUAGAAGUACAAGAAGAAGAAUCCAUAAGGUUGGACUCGAAUAAUAAGCCAGUAAUGACUCUGGAAGUUGGUUCUGUUAUGUUGAUAGACGAUUCAAACUUGCAGAAAGGCUAUCGGAUCAAUGAUGUAAUGAGUGAUGGUGAAAUAACAUAUUACGUUGCUUCCUCUGUUGAUUAUCCAUCGAAAUCUUUGUUUCUUUAUGUCGGAUCCCAUCCUUCUCAGCUGGAACCAGCAUGGGAAGAUAUGAAGUUGUGGUAUCAAGUCCAAAGGCAAACUAAAGUGCUGUGUGCCAUGAAACAGAAGGGUCUGUCAUGUAAGUAUCUGCCUCAGUUGAGCGCAUCUGGUCGGAUAGUUCAUUCUGGCAAGUGUCGGAGACCUGGAAACUGUGAGUACCCAUGGUGCGGAACUCAAAUCCUCAUCACUAGUCCCGUAGGCAAAACGGUUGCGGAUAUGGUUAGAGAUGGGCAGUUUGGGACCAACGAAGCUAUUAGGUGUUGCCAUGAUUGUCUCUCUGCCCUUUCCUCAGCCGCAUCUGCCGGAAUCCGCCAUGGGGAUAUCCGGCCGGAGAACGUCAUAUACGUCACAUCCAGCGUGAGGAGUCCACACUUUGUGCUUAUCGGUUGGGGACAUGCGAUCAUGGAAGAGAGGGACCGUCCUACAAUGAACCUUCAUUUCUCUUCCACUUAUGCCCUCCAGGAGGGCAGGCUGUGCUCUGCUUCUGAUGCAGAGAGCCUGGUGUACAUGCUUUACUUCUCUUCCGGCGGGGACACACCGGAAUUGGAUUCGGUGGAGGGAGCAUUGCAGUGGAGGGAGACCUGUUGGUCAAAGAGGCAGAUUCAGCAGAAGCUGGGGGACAUAUCUGCGGUGUUGAAAGCGUUUGCGGACUACGUUGACAGCCUGUGUGGGACCCCGUACCCAUUAGAUUACGCGAUAUGGCUAAGAAGGUUGAGGAGGCAUAUUAACGAGGAAGACGAUCACGGGAAGGAGAUCGUUGCGUAUUAGCGCACGGCCUCUCUAUGCAGGCCAUAUCGGUCCAAGGUUGGGAUUGGCCAUCGAUGACUGAUGAUGGGUGGCUAGGGUCUGGGUUUGAAGAGGGAGUAAUAAACAUGAUAAGGAGUAUUAAGCAAAAAUAGUGAGAGGUAAGAAAAAGUUAAAAAGAGACCGUAAGGGGCUGUUUGGUAACUUCUGAAUCGGUAAGUGCUGAACCAGUAAGAGGUCUGAACCAUUAAGUGCUGAACCAGUAAGAGGUCUGAACCAUUAAGAGCUAGUAUAUUGCUUAACUAUUCAGAGGCAAAUGUCUGAUCAAUUCAGAUAAGAGGUCUUAACCAUUCAGACUCUGUAUAAUACUUAAUCAUUCAGAGGCAAAUCUCUUAACCAUUCAGACAUCUGAACCAUUAAGAGGCUGAAACAAACAGUCUGAACCAUU
Messenger RNA from Cuscuta campestris, 2668 nucleotides. NCBI's taxonomy places the organism in Eukaryota, Viridiplantae, Streptophyta, Magnoliopsida, Solanales, Convolvulaceae. The record is from the annotation of a GenBank genome assembly.